AGGGAAUUCAAUUUGAACCCGCCACCGCGUGUACAUUCACGUGAUGAAAGCGCGCGCGUGAAUUGUGUGUGGCCUCUCAUCCGAGGAAUCCGACCGUCGAUUCAUCCUCAAAAGAACAAAUGAGUCUCCUAAUUGGACGGCUUAGAUGAGAGACACGUAAAACUCUGUCGUAAAAGCAACAAUUUUCAAACUUAGAAAUAAACGAAACUCACAACAUAGAUCACUCACAUCCAGUUGGAAACCCCAUAUUUUUCCCCCAUUCUCUCUCCAAAGAAUUCACAUUCCUCUCUUUCUCUCUCUCUAAAUUUCUGCAACCACUCUCUCUUGUAAUGACAACAGCAACAAAAAACCUCCUUGCUUGAGCAUACCAGAAAUCCAAGCGGCGAGAAGAAUGUCCUCCGGAUUUCCCGGCGGCGGGCGGGACUUCUUCACCGGCGGCGGGGGCAGUUACAGCACCAAUCAACAGCAGCAAUUUCCGUUCCGAUCGCCGCUAUCCAGAAUUCUUCCGGACCCUGCUUCCCAGAUCCGGCGGCCGGAUUUGAUCAGGAAGAGAUCACUAGCAGAAUUUCAGCAACAGAACCAGCAAGGUUUGGAGUUGUAUCUACGGAACGUGAAGAUGAGGCAUGUAUCCCCCAUCUCUCCGGUAGAUUUCCCUACCAUUUUGCCUGAUGUUUCAAAUUCGCGAUACGCCCAGCACCGGCUGCAGCCCUUGAGUAUUUCAAACAGAAAUACUAUUUUCUCGGGUGUGAAUCUCCCUGGUCAAGAUACUCAGACGAAGAUGAUGAAUUACCGGCUGCAGGAGCUGGAGAAGGAACUUCUCGGAGACGAAGACGACGGAGAGGAGGUCUCCGUCGUCACCCACAGCGAGUGGUCCGAGACCAUCCAGAACCUAAUCGCCCCUACCAUUUCUCCCUCUCCGACUUCUUCUUCCUCGUCCUGUUCCUCCACGUCAGCAUCUCCUCCGAUUCCGAGCACCAAACAAUCUUUGAUGGACGCCGCCGCAGCUAUCUCGGAAGGAAAUUUGCCCACCGCAACCGACAUCAUCACGCGCCUCCAGCAGGUCGCCAGCCCCAGGGGCAGCUCGGAACAGCGCCUCACAGCUUUCAUGGUUUCGGCUCUCAAAUCGCGCGUGAACCCCACCGAGCGUCCUCACUCGACGUCGGAGCUCUACGCCAAGGACCACAAGCUAUCAACGCAAAUGCUGUACGAGGUGUCGCCGUGUUUCAAGCUCUGUUUCAUGGCCGCCAAUCUCGCCAUCCUCGACGCUACCUCGGAGCAGGGCUUUCAGAGGAUUCACGUCGUGGAUUUCGAGAUCGGCGAGGGCGGACAGUACAUGCAUUUCCUCCACGCGCUGGCGGCGACACAGUCAGGCGCAAAACGCGCCGCCGCGUUGAAAAUAACCGCCUUCGCGGAUGGCGGCGACGAGAAGCUCAAAAUCGUGGGCGAGAGACUCAACACAUUGGCCGACAAAAUCGGCGUCCGCUUCGAUUUUUCAGUGAAGAAAUUAAUGGUGGGCGAUUUGAGCCGCGAUAAAUUGGGAGUGGAGGAGGACGAAGCCCUAGCCGUGAACUUGGCGUUCAAGCUGCAGAAUUUACCCGACGAGAGCGUGACGACGCAGAAUAUGAGAGACGAGCUGCUCCGCGUGGUGAAGGCCAUGUCUCCGAAGGUGAUGACGGUGGUGGAGCAGGAGAUGAACGGCAACACGGCGCCGCUAACGGUGCGCGUGAGAGAAGCCUGCGAGCACUACGGGGCGCUGCUGGACUCGCUGGAGGCGACCGUGUCGCGGAGCAACCCGGACCGAGUGAGAAUCGAGGAGGCGGUGGGUCGGAAAAUCGGCAACUCGGUGGCGUGCGAGGGGAGGGAGCGGGUGGAGAGGUGCGAGGUGUUCGGGAAGUGGCGGGCCAGGAUGAGCAUGGCCGGCUUUCAGGCCGAGCCCAUGAGUCAACACGUGCUCGACUCGCUCCGAGCCAAGCUCAACUCGGGGACACGUGGCAACCCCGGAUUCACCGUCACCGAGCAAUCCGGCGGCAUCUGCUUUGGCUGGAUGGGACGGACCCUCACCGUCGCAUCUGCUUGGCGUUGAUUUUAUUUUCUCUCCGCUUUUGGGCUAAAACCUUUUUUCUGUUUACGUAAUUCUUGUAUUAGUGUUUCUGUUAGUAUUAACUUUUUCGAAAAUGAAUGCCCACCCUCCAAACAAUACCAAAUUAAUAAACGCCUUCAUUCACACUA
Messenger RNA from Salvia miltiorrhiza (redroot sage), 2229 nucleotides. Its product is annotated as scarecrow-like protein 8. Gene Ontology annotation, cellular component: nucleus. Bases 392 to 2083 code for a protein of 563 amino acids. Gene Ontology annotation, molecular function: sequence-specific DNA binding; DNA-binding transcription factor activity. Gene Ontology annotation, biological process: regulation of DNA-templated transcription. Lineage: Eukaryota; Viridiplantae; Streptophyta; Magnoliopsida; Lamiales; Lamiaceae. The record is from RefSeq and is a predicted model, not a curated record. The transcript has a single exon.